AUGGAUAAUUUUGAGAAUCAAGAUUAUAAUAUAGCUAAUACUGAAAGUAAAUAUCUUGAUUCACAAAUAUUAAAAUUUUUAACAAAAUCAUAUGAAAAACAAAUUAAUUUUGCAACUUAUCAAGAAAAACAGAAACUUACCUUAUAUGCUGAAUAUAUAUUAUCAUUAUUCCCUACUUUUAUAAGAAAGAUAAAGAUUAAAGAUAUACUAGAUAAUAAUCUUAAGUUAUCAGAUAAAGAAAAAAAUUUAAUACUUUUACAAUUAAGAAAUUUAUUAAAUCUAUCAUCUUACAAAUUAAUUCAAGAUAAGAUACCAAAUAUAGCAUCAAUGAAUUCACUAAAUAAACCUAAAAUAAAGAUCCUAUCAACAGAAGAUGAUUCAUGUUAUUCUAUUAAGACUAUAGACUCUAAUGAAAUAAUUAAUAAUGAAAUAUAA
This is a messenger RNA of Cryptosporidium muris RN66, 435 nucleotides long. RefSeq lists its product as uncharacterized. The transcript is spliced from 3 exons. Bases 1 to 435 code for a protein of 144 amino acids. Lineage: Eukaryota; Apicomplexa; Conoidasida; Eucoccidiorida; Cryptosporidiidae. The record is from RefSeq and is a predicted model, not a curated record.